Moneuplotes crassus is the source of this 1627-nucleotide messenger RNA. The record is from the annotation of a GenBank genome assembly. Lineage: Eukaryota; Ciliophora; Spirotrichea; Euplotida; Euplotidae.
GCUCCUGAUAUGAAUGCCAAGUUCAGGAAUUCUAGGUACAACCAAUCACCUGUGAACCCUUCCAAUGGAAGUUUGAUAUCAGGCCUGACAAGUAUGAGUUAUUCUCCAAGUAACGUUGCUAGCUCUACAACUCAUUCUAACUAUCUGAAGCAAUUUAUGAAGAAUAACGAGAACAAAGGGCAAUAUACUGAAAAUCAAGAACAAAACCCAGCCAUUAAUAUUGACAACCAGAAGGAGGGAAUCUUUUCAAAAUUUAUGUAUGGGAACCCAGAAAUGAUAAAUCAUAUUAAAACAAACACAAGAACAGAAGCUAUCAACGAAUUAAACAAAGUGUAUAAGGACUCUGAAGACGAUACUGACGAAAUCAUCAAUAUAGAAGUUAAGAAUAAUCAUGCUUCUUAUCCUAAUAAUUACGAGGAGGCUGAGGAAAACUAUCAUUCUUAUAAACCAGUCCAGAAUGGAGAGAAUAGGAGAUAUCAAGAUAACUAUCUGCAUGAAGGCCAGGAUACAAUCACCGGACUUUCAGAAAUCAAACAGAAUACAAUCAACCAAAGCGAGCUUAAUUUUGGCCAGUUUGGAGGAACCCUAGCUUCUUUAGUUAAUGUAAUGAAUGAAGUUAAACAAGAGACAGGAAAAGAAACAUAUUGACUUGAAAGAGAGAGGAUGCAUAAUGCUGAUCCCCUUCAUUUUCAAGAUGAAAAGCCAUACUUCGGAGCACCUACAUCACAAAUUAAUAAAGCUAAAGCUCCCACUUUUUAUGAGAAAGAUGAUUCUAACAAAGAAAUAGAACAAGAAGGAGAUUAUAGAGAGAAACAUAUAAAUCACACGCAUUCUAGAAAAUCAUUAGAAGAGAAUAAGAGUAUUGGGAUGGGUAGUCAGAUAGCUUCAAAGAAAAAUCUUGACCUUGAUGAGGAAAUUAUAGAUCCAGAUGAAAACACUGAGAGUCCUAAUCCUAGCCAGAAGAACUACAAUACAGAGUUAUUGCCUAUUGAUGAGGAGGUUCCCUUCUCUACUAAAAAUGCAGAUUCAAGAUCAGCAAAUGGAAAUCCUCCGAAGGUAGGGUUCAAGUCUCCAAGAGGUCCCAAGUAUAGUCCAUAUUAUUCAUUAGCGAGUCAUUCUGAUAGCUUGAAUGAAACAUUUUUACUGUGAUUUCUGAUGACACCAAGGCUCUUGAGACUUUAUACUGAUAAUGAGAUCACUCUUCCUUACAUUUUUCGGCUUUCUCCAGGCCCGAGAAUGCAGAAAAUGUUUAUUGACCACUACAUAUUCGAAUUCCUUGAGCCUGAAUCUCUUACUCCAGUAGGGUCGAUAGACUUACUAGAUAUCAAAGAGGUAUUGCCAGAGGAUAAAAUUACCCGUAAUAAGCUUCUUGAGAUAGAAAAUGACCCAACCUCUAAUAUUUUCCUGAUUGAGACUAACACUAAUUUGGAUUGAUCCUAUUACAUUGCGGGACUUAAACUGUACUCUGAGAAAGUUCAACCAAAGAAAAAAAGCGAUGGUGUAUCAGAUAAGAGUCUGAAAAUAUAUUUGUUAUUCAAAUCGAUUGAGCACUCGAAUAGCAGCUAAAUAGAUCCCAGUGUGCUCCCCCAUGAAGUUAUACUUAUAUAUUUUUUAAAUGAACAGGUUU